AGUUUUUUUUAAAUUGCACUGUCAAAUUGUUUAGGUGUCCCGUUUGACAGUUUUCACGUUUGUCAAAUUUCUAACCUCAAAAAUGGUCAUAAAUGCUUUAAAGCCUUUAAAUCAAAUUGCAACUUUUUUGAAGGUUCAGCCGGGUAAAAUUACACUUAAUGAUGAUUCUUUGCCUGUCCGUGUUGUCAAUAAAAAUUCAAACUUCGGUUAUAUUAACAUAAUUCUUGAAUUAAUAAAAGAAGGAAACACAAAUUUGGAAGGCUGUUCAGAUUUAGAAGAAGCUCUGAUUCGGCAAUGGAUUGAAUAUGGAUUUGUUUACGUGGUAAAAGCGGAAAAUCCUCAACAGAUCUUUAAAGAACUGAACGCAGUUUUGACUACAAAGACUUAUUUAGUUGCUCAUAAGUUAACUAUUGCCGAUAUUUUUCUUUAUUACUUUUUGCAAGACUCCAUGGAUAAGUUAUCAAUUUUGGACAAAGAAAAAUAUUCGCACGUUUCUCGUUGGUUUGACAAUUUGCAACAAGAUUCUUCAAUUCGCCAAUCAAACAAACUCGUGAACUUCAACACACUUUAUUUAGCAAGUGUAGCCCCAGCAAGGCGAUAAAAUAGUUAUAAUUCACAAAAAAAAACCUACUUUUUAUGUAUGCAUUUAUUUAAUAAUAAAAACAAGGCUACAUA
Tribolium madens (black flour beetle) is the source of this 675-nucleotide messenger RNA. It is a transcript of the gene AIMP3, whose product is annotated as eukaryotic translation elongation factor 1 epsilon-1. Bases 83 to 601 code for a protein of 172 amino acids. Gene Ontology annotation, cellular component: aminoacyl-tRNA synthetase multienzyme complex; cytoplasm; nucleus. The record is from RefSeq and is a predicted model, not a curated record. The transcript is spliced from 4 exons. Lineage: Eukaryota; Metazoa; Arthropoda; Insecta; Coleoptera; Tenebrionidae. Gene Ontology annotation, biological process: positive regulation of DNA damage response, signal transduction by p53 class mediator.